AUGCUUGGGACAAACGUGAAAAGUGUGGCUCGUUUCACAUCUGCUAGGACAUUACUUCACGCCACUGAUGGAAACGGUUAUGGAUCGAAGACAUCCCAAGAUGAUGUUGACACACAGCAGCCACAAGCAACCCAGCUGUCCCCUCGCCCGCCGUCUUUAGCAAGUCCGUCUUCGCGUGAUUCUACACAAUCCCAACGCACCAACACAGAAGGAAAAGCCGCUCCCGUCCUCGAGUCGCAGGAAGUAUUGGCAUCUCAGCUCUACCCUGUGAAUCCACGACGCGUGAUCUCUGUUUCAGCUAUUCCCGAGCCUCCUGCGACUAAUAGAAGUUCUCUCUUACAGCUUCUUAAGAUUAGGCGCCCACAGAUUGUUUCGCCCAAAGACCAGCCGCAGCAAGUAACACUUCAUUCCUCUGAUGGAGAUGCAAACGGGUCCUCUGUCCCAGACAUGAGCACAUCCCGAGGAAAUACCGACGGACAAAGUCAGGCUAUUGUGAGGCCAGGCGAAUCAGAAGAUGUUGAAUUAUCUUCGCGGGGACAAGCACCCACAGCGACCUCGCCACGACUGCUGAUAGACGCUGUUGAAAACCCGAACACACUUUUAAGCCAGCAGCCGGAUCAGUUAAAUUCACCGUCACAAGGAGAAGUCACGAGCUUUCAAAAAGCUCGCACGUCACCUAGACUUAGCACUUCCCCUAUAGUAGAGACGACCGCGAGUUCAACUGACAACGCUAGGACCGAUGUCAAUGUUGAAAACUCUCGAUCGGCGGAGAUAACUGAAACGAAAACCAACUCUGACCGAAAUAUAUGGAAUAAUAUAGCCAAGCUUGGUCGGAGAGAUGUGGCUAUUCCGAAGGACCAAGAAGAACUUCUUGAUCGACAUGACUGCUGGAUUCCUGCAGAUGUUGGUGAACCUACUCCACAGGGCCAUGUACCAACGACCUUACUUCAGGAAUGGAAUGCAAAGAUGAUUAGACUGUUUCGUGAGAAAAGGAAAAAUAUGUCGAGUAAAAAAGUUGAUUCAUCUCCAGAAAAAGAGGGAGAGGAAGAGGGCGUGCCAUCUUCUUCGGGAAUAGGACAUCUUUCAGAAAAUGACAGUGACUCGGGUUCAGAAACUUCGGAUUGGUCUAUAAGUCCUACUAGACACAUACAGCGACCUCGGGCACCCUCCGAUAGUCCGAUCAGACAGCAAAGUAUCCCAAAGCCAGCCCAGUCUCCGAAACAGACUGCUAACAAGACCACCGAUGCUGUCGAUGGCAUUGCCAAACAAGAAAAGUCUCAUAUAUCCCUACCUACGUCUCCACCAUCUCCUACCAUCCAUCCAAGUGACCCUAUGCAAGAAACGAACGAGCCUAAAGGCGACCAGGGCCAGGCCUCGACUCUGUCUUCUGCUUCUGAUUCUAUCGCUGAUCCUCCAUCAAAUGACGCAAGACCAGAAAGCGAAGCUGCCGAAUCCAGUGACGAAUCUGACAUGGAGACCUCCAUUCCUCAAGCAUUAUUAACAAGCUCCCAAAGCAUUGCGAACCAAGUACGGAGUUCAGAAUCCGUAGCUCCAGUCUCAUCAAAUACAAGCUCGGCUCCCCUUGACAGAGUGCAAAUACUCGACACUCUACCCGCUGUUUUGAAGCGCACAACUAGCGAAAAUGCAGCGAAAGUAUGCAACCUUCCACCAACCUUUAUAGCCCAGCGGAGCUCCCCUGGGGGCGAUAAAUCAUCCUCGCAAGUGAUUGCCAAUUCCGUCAAUAGCACAGGCAACACAUCAGCUCAGGAACAUGGAAUGGACUAUAAUCAGAAGUCUCUUGUUGCGGAUUCGCAGCGUACAAAUAGUGACCUACACGACUGUAGCCUUCCGUCUCAUCAAGAUAGUCAGCGGCUACUAGAAUUCGUUCCAGAAAGCUCGCUUAUUUCAACAGACCUACAUACACAGGUCUACAUACGUGAUGAUCAGCCAGUCAGGGAACGGACAGGUAGCAGUUCAAAAACUCCCAUGACUGCUGAUGUUGGAGGCAAGCUUAAAAGAAAGGCUGAGGAUGUCCAAUCAAUCGACACAAGCCCUUCGAAAAGGCCUAGGAAUGUCGCCAAUGCGAACAUCAACACUUCUAGUAUACAACUUACGAUUUACCCCGAGCCCGAAAAUGUCCAUGAAGACAGACACAAGCAUAUAUUUUCUCUUACCCCGGACGGCCCCUUGAAAAUCUUCGAGAUGUUUAAAAAGUCGUAUGCUAAAUAUGCGGGCGAUUUCGAUCAUUUUGUCAACAUGUGCCGCAGGUUGCAAUCAUUGCGCAGUCGUGGGAUAUUACGGAGAUGCUUUUUGUGGGAUGAAUUCGUCAUGAGACAUUUGCUGGAUUACAGGAAUUACGUUCAGGCGCGCAUUUAUGCUAAGAAACACUGGGAUAACUACGAGGAGUACUUCUGCAAUACAUUCACUCAGCCAUCUUUCAAACAGCGCAGCCUCACACCUCGAACGCUCGAUAUAGUCGCCUCUAAGCGUGAUGACUCUGUUCCUGCUGACUGGGGGACACAAACCAUCAUAGAUAACUUGAUGGAUUCUUCUGUCACCCAUCAAUCACCAUCGUUCGCGGUAGACCUAGGGAAUAAAGCCACAUUGGGAACCCAAAUCCCUCACUCUUCUACUUUUGAUGUCAUUCCAAUUGCCGAUAAAUCAACCCAAGCAGACCUCGGCUUCAGCUUAAACACACCGGCUGUUCCUACCACUAACCGCCCAUGCAUGAUUGAUAGUGGUACCCAGAUCAUCGAGGAAUCCCAAGCCACCACCGUCGAUGAUGACGACAUGUCCGAAAGUGAAAUCGAUGAAGACUCUGCCGAUAGCGAGCAUCAUGAGACAGCCAGCAUAGAACUUGGAAUUGGCUCACCCGAAGAAGAAGAAGACGACGACGAUUAUGAUUAUGAUUAUGAUGACGAUUUACGCGCCAAUCUCAUAUCAAGAAUCCGACGAGAAAACCAACAAUCCGUCCAAGCAAUCUUCAACACAGCGAUUCCGGGGCCCGCGGAAAAUUCCAAUUAUCUUGACGAUAGCACCCCAUUUAUGAAAUGGGUUGAAAAUAAUGAAAAUUUUUCAUUAAAACAACGUGGAGGAGCUUUACGGAGAGUUUCCAGCGAUAGAGAUGGUGACAUCUUGACGAAGGAGUGCACGCGUACUAAAUCCAAUCAGAAAGAGAAAGAAAAAGAAGAAAGGGCUCCGAACAACAAGCAUAUUUUCAAUGCAUUCAGAAAAUCUUCCUCCAGAGAGUGA
Talaromyces atroroseus is the source of this 3252-nucleotide messenger RNA. RefSeq lists its product as hypothetical. The transcript has 2 exons. Bases 1 to 3252 code for a protein of 1083 amino acids. The record is from RefSeq and is a predicted model, not a curated record. NCBI's taxonomy places the organism in Eukaryota, Fungi, Ascomycota, Eurotiomycetes, Eurotiales, Trichocomaceae.